AUGCAGAGAAAAGUUAGGGCAAAUGCGGCGAAAAUAGGAGUGGAGAAGAAGAGGAGAGGUAAUGCCGGAAUAAAUGGACAUGGGGGAAAAAGGAGUGAACAGGAAUAUCGGGAGAUGGAGAAACAACCCUCCUUUUUCUCAAUUUCUAGUGCUACUAAGCCACAAAAAUACUCCAAGCCUCAAACAACCAUCAAGGCUACUGCUGCAGAGGAAAAAACUGAGGCGGCUCCGGUGGGCUUUACACCACCAGAAUUGGACCCAAAUACCCCAUCGCCAAUUUUUGGCGGCAGCACUGGUGGGUUGUUGAGGAAGGCUCAGGUGGAGGAGUUUUAUGUGAUCACUUGGCAGUCACCCAAGGAACAAAUAUUUGAAAUGCCCACUGGUGGUGUAGCUAUCAUGAGGCAAGGUCCUAACUUGCUUAAGCUGGCUAGGAAAGAGCAGUGCUUGGCUCUUGGGACUAGACUCAGGUCCAAAUACAAGAUUAAGUACCAGUUUUACAGGGUGUUCCCAAAUGGGGAAGUCCAAUAUUUGCAUCCUAAGGAUGGAGUGUAUCCUGAGAAGGUGAACCCCGGGCGUCAAGGUGUUGGCCAUAAUUUCAGGUCAAUCGGAAAGAAUGCGAGUCCAAUUGAGGUGAAGUUCACUGGGAAGCAAGUUUACGAUUUGUGAUGGAUCUGUGAUUUUAUGUGAUUAUUUUACUGUUGUUUGGUGUAAUUGUGUUCCUUUCUAAGAAGCUACAAGAGAAGCAAAACUUGCUAGUUAAGUACUUGAACAUAUAAGGGAACCGAUUCCUUUUGUACCAUGAAGCUGGUAUGGUAAAUUCCUUUCAAAUGGUUCAAUUAGUAUUCACCGGCAAUAAAUAUCAAUAUGGAGCUUCUAGUCAUGAUGAUUCAGUGAUUGUCUCAGUUGGCUAAAUACUAGUCGAUCUAUGAGGGUAAGUCCCCAAAGCCUUCCAAGUCUAGAAUUGCCAAGAUCCGGAAGGGCUUUUACUAGCUAACCCUCCCUGUAUGUGCAAUUUUCUUUUACAUUAAGAUUUGGGGAAGUAAUCAUUCAAAUAAUUGGAUUAUACAUGCAUAUGAUUUGUGAGA
Messenger RNA from Hevea brasiliensis (rubber tree), 1085 nucleotides. RefSeq names its product photosystem I reaction center subunit II, chloroplastic. Gene Ontology annotation, cellular component: photosystem I reaction center; photosystem I. The transcript has 2 exons. Lineage: Eukaryota; Viridiplantae; Streptophyta; Magnoliopsida; Malpighiales; Euphorbiaceae. The record is from RefSeq and is a predicted model, not a curated record. Bases 1 to 666 code for a protein of 221 amino acids. Gene Ontology annotation, biological process: photosynthesis.